AUGACAAAAAAUACAAGAAUCCUUCAAUCGAUUUGUAACAAUUUAAACUCAAAUGCAUUGAAAUUGUUAUCUAAUUUAAUCGGAUCGCCGACUGGAACGACAAAGUUGGUUAAAGCCACAAAUAUCAUAUCGCAAUUAAAUCUACUGUCAAGACUACAAAAUAAUGGUAAUCGGAGCACUAUCAUAUCUAUAGAUAAUGGUAUCUCCAAUUUUGCAUAUGCAACAUUUCAUAUUGGUGAAAAGAUCAAGCUAAACCAAUGGAAUAAAUUACAAUUGCCUUCAGAUAAUACGGGUUCAUUAUCACCAGAAGAGACUCACAAUAUAGUUGAAUUCAUAUCGAAGAAAGUAAUAAAUACGAAUGAUCACAUUGAUUUGAUUACAUUAGAGAGACAAAGAACAAGAACGGUGUCUUCAAAAUUCAUAUCUAACCAAAUUAUAAAAGUAAAUAUAUUGGAACAUGUCCUUUUCAAUCAUUUGACAAGUGACUACUAUCAGGUUCAGUCUUCUGAUCCUUCAAGAAUGACAAAAUUCUGGUGUGGUGACCUUAAUAAUUCAAUUAAUUCGAAAACUGCAAGAAUUAAAGUAGCGAAAAAAUUCAUACUUUCAAAUUUAGUUUCUCAUGACUUUCAAAUAGAUCAAUCGAAGAAAAAAAUUUACGACUGGCUCCAAUUAAGUGAACAAAACGGUAAUGGUCCAAGAAAAGAUGAUGAUCUUGCCGAUUGUUUCCUACAUGGUCUCAGUUGGUCAACAUGGUUUCAAACUCAUUUAGAAAUCAAAAAAAUGAUAGACGAUAAUAUUCAUGACGAUAUAAAGACACUCUCAACACUAUUAACUGACUAUUGCAUAGAAAAAUCCGCCAAACAGACCCAUUUGCAGCAGAAGUUAUUGCAAUAA
Kazachstania africana CBS 2517 is the source of this 894-nucleotide messenger RNA. It is a transcript of the gene CCE1, whose product is annotated as cruciform cutting endonuclease. Lineage: Eukaryota; Fungi; Ascomycota; Saccharomycetes; Saccharomycetales; Saccharomycetaceae. Gene Ontology annotation, molecular function: Y-form DNA binding; flap-structured DNA binding; crossed form four-way junction DNA binding. Bases 1 to 894 code for a protein of 297 amino acids. The transcript has a single exon. The record is from RefSeq and is a predicted model, not a curated record. Gene Ontology annotation, cellular component: mitochondrion.